CGACCUAAAUUCCAAGCAUUGCACUACCCAGAUCAAAAUUUCACGUGUGGACAAAAACAAAAAUAUUUAGCCAGUUAAUUAACAAAAAAUGCUCACGAAUAAAGUGUUUCUGAAGAAGACAAAGAAGGGAAGCAUUUUGAAGAUUGUUAGGGAACAUUAUUUACGAGAUGACAUUGCCUGUGGGUCAGCAUGUUGUGACAUUUGUGUACAUGACGAAAAGGGUCCAGUUUUGGAAGAUAACCCAGGGAACCCAAGUCAGCAGUUUAGUGAAGAACACUACAUUAUUCCUGACACGAAUGUCGUCCUCCAUCAGAUUGAUGUGCUUGAGGAUACAGCAUUACAGAAUGUCAUCAUUCUUCAGACAGUUGUUGAAGAGGUGAGACAUCGUAGUGCACCAGCAUAUAAAAGAUUGAAAGAAGUCUUGGCCAACCCAGGCAAACAUUUUUAUUCAUUUGCGAAUGAAUUCAACAAAGAAACCUACAUAGAGAGGGAACCCGGUGAGAAGUCAAAUGAUCGAAAUGAUCGUGCAAUACGUGAGGCAGCAAUAUGGUAUAGAGAUCAUCUCAGUAAACAGAACUGUAGUGUAAAAAUAGUUCUUAUAACUAACGAUGCUGACAAUCGAGCUAAAGCAAAACAGAGUGGUCUGGUAGCUUUCACAGAUUUUGACAUAUCUUAA
Mercenaria mercenaria is the source of this 676-nucleotide messenger RNA. Its product is annotated as exosome complex exonuclease RRP44-like. Gene Ontology annotation, molecular function: 3'-5'-RNA exonuclease activity; endonuclease activity. Gene Ontology annotation, biological process: rRNA catabolic process. Bases 89 to 676 code for a protein of 195 amino acids. NCBI's taxonomy places the organism in Eukaryota, Metazoa, Mollusca, Bivalvia, Venerida, Veneridae. The record is from RefSeq and is a predicted model, not a curated record. The transcript is spliced from 5 exons. Gene Ontology annotation, cellular component: nuclear exosome (RNase complex); cytoplasmic exosome (RNase complex).